AUCCAUAAUGAGGUCUGGUGCCCUCUUCUGGCAUGCAGGCACAUAUGUAGACAGAACACUGUAUACAUAAUAAAUAAAUAAAUCUUUUUAAAAAAAAUCUCAGAAAUACCCCAAGUGGCAGAAGGAAUGUUAGUCUAUUUGUCUGUCUAGAACCCGAUCAUCUUUGUCUUUUACUCCCUUUUGAAGGAUGCAUGUGAACUCCAUGUAGCUGGAAUCCCUUCUUCCCACCAGGGGCUGCUCUGUUCAGUUCACCCACCUCCUCCACUGUACACAAUCACCCAUGGAUGUCAGCAGCUCCCUAAGUCUUUCUGGGCUAGUCACUUCUUCAUCAAAGCAAGCAUCCCUCAUGACCUCGUCGGCAUCUGUGUCCACCAACUUCUCACCAACCAUAGUGAGGGACACGGUGAGAUUGACGGAGCCUGGUGCCUCGUUCCUCACGGUGUCCAGAUAGCCAUCAGCUAGAUUUCCCUCCAGUGAAGCAGGGACACCAUGCAACUCUUCCUUGUCCAGGAAGCCAGGCCGGUUCUAGCAGAUCACAUUAAAGGUUUCCUUUACCUCCUCGUGAUUGGUCAAACCUUGAAAACACACUGGGCAUCGUGUUGCUGAGGGCACCUCUUGAUCUUUGCUGUUGACCUUUUGCUUGACACGGUGAUGGUUAAGAACCUGCACAGCCAACGGAAUCAGAACACCUUUGGCAAGCAGUGCUCUACAUGUUACUGUCACCAUUCUGCUAAACCAGCAUGCCCCCACUGAACCGACACCUCCAGCAUCCACUAGCAGACUGGCAGACAGCUCAGGUUUUCUAGUCAAGAGUGAAUCCUGUAAGGAUGCUGUCUAUGGAGAGUUAAUAGCAAAAAGGGAGACAUCAAAUCCCUGGUGUACCCCUUAUGCCCUCUAGAUGUCUAUUCUAUUCGGAAAGAAAGUUAAGAAGAUGCUGAGCUGUGUGAUGGACAAGCCUCAGGGAAAAGUGUGCUGGCCAAAAAAAUGUACAAACAAGGUCCAUUUUUUGUGGGUAGAGUUUUCCAUCAGGGCCUCCAUUCAGCUCUGUCCCACCAGCUGGCUCUUAGAUAACCACACUGAGACUUAUUAUUAAUUAUAAAUGCUCAGCCAAUAUCUUAGGCUUGUUACUAACUAGCUCUUACAUCCUAAGUUUUCUUAUCUACUCUCUACCACAUGGCAGUACCUUUCUACAGCUUGGCAUGUUCAUCUGCUUCCUCCGUGUCUGCCUUGAGACCCCACCCUCCUUCUUCCCCUUAGCUCUCUUUUUGUCCACAAGUCCUACCUAACCUCUACCUGUCUAGCUAUAAAUUGGCCAUUAGCUCUUUAUUAAUCCCAUCAGAAGGCUCCUUGGUAAAGACACAUUUUGGAAGUGUACAAAAAGAUUAUUCCAGCCAGGCAGUGGUGGCGCAUGCCUUUAAUCCCAGCACUCAGGAGGCAGAGCCAGGUGGAUCUCUGUGAGUUCGAGGCCAGCCAGGUCUACAGAGCGAGUUUCAGAAUAGGCUCCAAAGCUACACAGAGAAACCCUGCCUCGAAAAAAACCAACAAAAAAAGAUUACUCCAUAUAAGUUUUAAUGUGAGGGACAUUAAGCGCUCACUAAUUAAUCACAGACAAGGAGGCACUAGGUCCCCGUCUUCCCUCGCUAGAUCCUGGCACCUUCUUACAUGGGGCCCUUUUUAGUUUAUCAUAGGUUGAAAAAUUACAAUCUACUAAGCGACUAUGCCCGUGAAAAGGAAAGGGAUGAGAUCUUGAGUCCCAGAAAACUGAGAAAUUUGCGAUGGGAAUUACGCUAGACAAGAAGGAAAAAAAAAAUGUACUUCCCUGAAAUAGACUUCACAAGGACAGGCAGGGAAGGGUUCGGCUCGAAGCUGGAUGGAGGGAGCAUGGGAAAGAAUCCCCUUAUGCUGUGGGACCUGAAGAGUCCCUGGUGGAGUGACAGCAAGAGCCCUAAGACCCUGGCGAGUGGGGGAUGGGGACGUGGAAGUUAGUUCAAUGUCUUGAAGCUGACCGUUUACCUGACUGCGACUAUACCCCUGCAGAAUCAUGCAAGGAUAUAAGAAACGGCAGGGAAUGAAAGAUUGGAUCAAGCUGUUGCCAGAGCAACAGAAUGGGGUGGGUGGGGGACAGCGACUUAAUUCUGUCUCCAUAGAGGUUGCGCGGGUUGAACAUCAACAUUCCUAGAUGCACGCGCCAGGAUGCGACAGCCGAGGUCUGGAGCCAGCCCUCAGACACAGGUUGGCCACUAUGCUUUCUGAUCUCUAAUCCUGCCUGCUCUGAACUGUAUAAACCGAAGACUCGUCCCUGAACCUAGGGUGUAGUUCUCCAGAAUUUUCGGGGUAAGGAAAGGGGGUAGCUGAGCUGAGGGAGCGGGUUAGCCCGGGCCUCAAGCCAUGGCGCCCAAGAAGAAGCGCGGGACAAGCGCUCACAAGCAGGUGAGCGACAAUGCAGAGGCCCCGCUCUCCGAGCGCGCGCAGUACCUGCAGCGCGAGUACUCGCUGCUCUCAGAGAAUCUAGUGGCCUGUGAGAAGCGGGUGGACCAGGUGAUGCAGGACAAUGCGUUCUUGAACCAAGAGGCGAAGCGCUUGCGCGAAGAAAACCGGCUUUACGCCAGUUACGUGAGCGCGCACGCGCAGCGCUGCGCCAACACCAUCGUGCGCCUCGAGGACCAGAACCGCAUGGACCUGGCGCAGAUUCGGUGGCAACGAGCCGAGCUGGCGUCGCUUUACCUCGGGCGCGAGGACGGGGUGCGUGCACAGCUGCUGGAAAUGAAGAUGCGCGCGGAAAACAUGGCCCAGCAGGUGCAGGAGCUGCAGCCCUACAAGGAAUUGCAGCUGGAGCAGCUGGCGCGAAUCCGGACCCUGGAGCGUGAGCUGCUGCACAUGCGCGUGGAGCACACGCAGCUCCUCCACCGGGUGAAGCGACGCUUCCAGGAGGACAAGUCCGCUUUUGAGCGCGAGGCGCGCCUGCAAGUGCAGUCCCUGACGCGCCGCUCAGAGCGGGAGGCGGCGCGUGCCCUCAUUGCUCACACACAGGGCAUCAGGGCCGACAAUGGGCGUCUCCGACUUGAACUCCUGAGGCUUCUCAUCCGGGCCCAGGUACUGCAGGAUUUGAAACUACACCUGAAAGAGCAGCGGGAGCAGCUGCGCAGGGAGCACGAAGACGUGCGGAACCUGCAGUGUGUGCACGGCUGGCUGCACCGGGGUCCCGGGGGGCCACCACUCUGGCAGCCGCCCCAAAUCCACCAUCCCAACUUGCGCAUCGGGUCACUUGCCACCGUGUUGGAAUCAUCCUAUGCAACUUUAGGCGCCCAGGCUAUAGCCCAAUCACGUGUGGCCUCCCGGGCCUCGUCGUUGGCCCAGUCAUACCGAACCUCCCUGACUCCUUCGGUAAAGUCUUUUGAGUCUUCUCAGCCCCAGUCUCGGAAGGCUGGGUCUGUGGUUGCUCUCCUGAGUCCAUCACGUCCGGGAUCCCGCCCCCCAUCCCUGACUCCCUCGCACCCGGGCUCGCGUAUCUCGUCCCUGACCAAGUCAAGAAAGAACUCCAGGGUUCCAUCCCUGGCUGUCUCGUCAGCUACUUCUGUCUUGCAGCCGCGGUCGCGCAAGAGCUCUCGGAUCUCUCCACAGCCUUCCUUGCGUGAGUUCUCUCAAGAGACUGACAUCUCUGCAAAGUCUAGCUCCAAGCUUCUCCCUGUUCUGUCGCAGGAUCGAGUCCCUCUCAGCCCACAACCGGAGGAGACAGCAAACACUGAUGAUGAUGCCACAGAAGGUGUCUUGGGGCAAGCCUAAACCUACGGCAGCGGGGAGGCCAGUAGGACUAUGAGGUGGGAGAAGCAUACCCUGAAAGCUUUCUCGGUACAUAAAGGUGUUAAUAAAAAUGUAAAAUAAACCCCAUGAUGGCGCCUGCCUGGUUCGCUGCCCCUGUAUUUCAGGUGUGCAGAGGAGGGGCGCAGAGGCCUGCCAUGUGUGAUACAAGGGAGCUUGAUGUCUCCUUGUCUGCUGGAAUUCGAUGUCCUUCCACCAACAGCCAACCUGGGUAGGGAGCCAGCAAGGCAGGCUGGGGCUGUGCUCAGGGGAAGUUGAGUAGUGUCAAUUUCAAGGGAAUUUCUGCAGAAGACAGUUGUCCCCAUCACCACAGGAGAACCUACUGGGGCUUUCCCAGUCAUUUAAAAAUACGUAUUUUCCAAUUUAGGGAAGACUGCGAGAAUUAUGCGGAAAUUCCCAUUGCCACAAUCUCGACAAACAGGGAUGGAUACAGGUUAUGUUUGGGUCUUUGAAUCAUCUGGGAUUCUGCUGGAGACAGUUGUGCCCCUUAAUUUUAAACACAACUCUGUGUGUUUACUGGCUAGAACUUUGGCCUGUUUUUUUCUGGUGCUGGGGUUGAACCAGGGCCACAUGCGUGAUAAACAAACCUGAGCUACAUCCCUAGCCUUGUCCAAUAUUUCUUCAAGACACAAUCACAAUUAGGAAAUUCACCCUGGAGAAAAUACUAUCAACAAAAUUAUACUGGGCAAUCAGAUUUCGUCACUGGUGUCCAUAGCUACCUAUGCCCCUUUCCUGGGUCACAUCUUGCAAUCCAUUGUCCUGUCCUUUUAUAUUUGUUUUGCUUUUUGUUGUUGUUGUUGUUUGUUUUGAGACAGGGGCUCUCUAUGUCGAUCAAGCUGGCCUUGAACUCAGAGAUCCACCUGCCUCUGCCUCUCAAGUGCUAGGAUUAAAGGUGUGCUCUACCACCACCCAGCAACAAAACUGUAUUUAAAAACAACAAUUUUUUUAGGGGUUGGAGAGAUGGCUCAGCACUGGUUGCUCUUCUGGAGGUCCUGAGUUCAACAGGCUGUGUGUGUGUGUGUGUGUGCGUGCAUGUGUUUUACUUUCAUGUAUAUAUAUGUACCAUGUGCAAGCCUUGUCAAAGGGGGUGGCUGAUCCCCAGGAACUGGAGUUACAGAUGGUUGUGAGCCAUGGUGUGGGUUUGGGGAACCAAAGCUGGGUCCUCGGCAAGAGCAGCAACUGCUUACUUAUCACUGAGCCAUCUUUCCAGCUCCCUACAUGUAGUCUUGUAGACAACAGUCAAGUUCCAGGACCUACAGAAUUACUGAAUGAUGAGAGGAGCGUUAGGCCGUGUGGGAGUACGUCCUACUGCCCAAGAACAGCCUCAUGACCAUCCCUCUCUGUCAGAUCCAACAUCAGAUACUGAAAUCUCCCUUGGAUGUGCUAUGUAUGUCUAGAAGGAAGUGUGCAUGCAUACGGGUGUGCUUGUGAAGGCCGGAGUUCAACAUCAUUGGGUCUUCCUUAAUCACUCUCUGUGAUUAAUGAGACAGGGUCUCUUGCUGAACCUUGGCUAGUCCAGCUAGCCAGCUUGCCCCAGCAGCCCUGUCUCCACCUCCCAAACUCUAGAUGAUGGGUGGGCCACAUGCUCAUCCAGCCUUUUUAGGUGAGUGCUAGGGCUCCAAACUUGGAUCCUCACGCUUGCCUAGCAAGUUCUUUAUCCAGUGAGCCAUCUCCCACCCCUCAGACGCUGCAACCUCAGUGUGAUACACUUGCUAAAUAUUACUACUGCCAUCUGGGCUGAUUUUGAGAGGCCAGGCACUCUCACUAAAUCAAGCCUACCAACAUUCCCUGUGAAGGGGGUGGGUCAUCAGACCACGUCUAAGAUCCUGGCUGCUCCCUGCUGCCAGCCUCCAACUGUGUCUAAUACUGCCCCAGCUGCAAGCGGGCCCGAGAAGUGCUAGUGUAGGGGAGAGGUGUUAAGUGAAGGUGGGACCAGGCGUGAAGCUUUUCCAUUAUGCAGCUGCUGUAAAAUGAGUCAAAGACUGGUUGGCCAGGCUGGACUCGAAUGGCAUCCUUCCUUUGAUCUCUCGGGGGUGGCUGGUGUCUGGUGAGUACGGUGAGUACCGCGGCCUCUGGGGUGAUUCGAGUGAGAAAUGUUCCCCCCGGGCUCGGCUGCUUGAGUGCUUGGUGUCCAGUUGGUGGCGCUGUUUGGGGAGGUUGGGGAGGUUACCGCCCUGCUAGAGGAAAUGCACAUUGGAGGCAGGCUUUUCGAUUAAAAGCCUCAUCCUACUUCCAACUCUGUCUUUGCUUAGUGCUUGUGGUUGAGGACGUGCGUUCUCAGCUUCCUGCUGCUACUGCCGUGCCUCCUUGACUCGUGGACUCUUCUUCCUCUGGCACUGUAAGUCAAAAUAAACUCUUCCUUAAGUUGC
This is a messenger RNA of Peromyscus californicus insignis, 6188 nucleotides long. It is a transcript of the gene Ccdc166, whose product is annotated as coiled-coil domain containing 166. The coding region runs from base 2389 to 3783 and encodes 464 amino acids. NCBI's taxonomy places the organism in Eukaryota, Metazoa, Chordata, Mammalia, Rodentia, Cricetidae. The record is from RefSeq and is a predicted model, not a curated record. The transcript is spliced from 2 exons.